AUGGCUCUUGGGCGAAACUUGUUCCCAAUAUUUAUCGUCAGAUCUCUUCUAAUUCUAACUCUGAGUUUGGUGAGUGUCGCACAAGUUUUAGAAAACUGCGACAACGGUUAUGGAAACUACACAAAGGGUAGUCGAUACGAAGCGAACCUCAAUAAUCUCCUAUCCUCUCUCCACUCCCACAUCGACCCAUUUGGAUUCGCCAAUUCCACCUCCUCCUCAGGCGAAGGAGAUUCCUCCGACGACGACCCGGCAUACGCACUUUUCCUCUGCCGGGGAGACAUCGAUCACGACUCCUGCACAAAAUGCGUUAACGACACUGUUUCUAAGCUAACCACAACCUGCCCCGGUUACAAGCAGGCCUCGGGUACUUAUGACGGUUGCAUGCUGCGCUACUCCAACCGCUCCUUAACCGGUUCUGUUGCAGCCAACAUAUUUCUAUACAUGAAGUACCCUGUCAACGCCACAAACGUCGCCCAGUUCAACCAAGAAUUGGGAGCGUUGAUGACAGAUCUAAGGACUAAGGCGUCAAAGGGUGGCUCAAGUCUCAAAUUCGCAGCUGCCAAUAAGACGAUAUCAGACUUUCAGACCCUUUACGGUCUGGUGCAGUGCACGCCGGAUUUGACUGAGCAGCAAUGUAAUAACUGCUUGCUCGACAGAAUUGCUCAGAUUCCCGAUUGCUGUGCCGGAAAUACCAUGGGUGGUGUGUUUGCCUGGAGUUGUUAUAUGCAGUUCCAGACCUCUCCAUUUUAUAAUGAGACCAGGGUACUUGAGCGUUUAUCUCCACCACCGCCUUCACCUGGAGGACAGGGAUCCCCACCUCCGAUACCCUCACCGCCGCCUCAUCUCCCUGAACCAGCUGGAAACAAUAAUACUAAUCAGUCCACGCUGAGAAGAAUUGUUGCUAUUUCUAUUUCAACCGUUGUGGGAUUCAUCUUCAUCAUUUUUCUCUGCUUCAUCGUGAUCAUCAAGAAGAAGAUGGCUGUCAUGUCACCAGAUCAGAAGCCUGACUCAUCUAUGAACGAUGAUACGAGUUCAACUGAAACCAUGCAAUAUGAAUUCAAAACAAUUCAAGAAGCUACCGAUGAUUUCUCCGAUGCCAAUAGGCUCGGACAUGGUGGUUUUGGUGUUGUUUACAAGGGUAGGCUUUCCAAUGGCAAAGAAAUAGCUGUAAAAAGGCUUGCCGAGGGAUCCGAACAAGGAAAAACAGAAUUUAAGAAUGAGAUUGUGUUAAUGAGUAGGCUAAAUCAUCGCAAUCUCACUAAACUUCUCGGCUUUUGCUUGCAAGGAAAGGAACGCCUCAUCGUCUACGAAUUCCUACCUAAUAGGAGCCUUGAUCAUUUUAUUUUCCAUCCGGUGAGGCGAAUGCUGCUAAACUGGGAAACGCGAUACAAUAUUAUAGUUGGUGUUGCUCGAGGACUUGUCUAUCUUCACGAAGGUUCGAGUAUUACGAUUAUUCAUCACGACUUAAAAGCCAGUAAUGUACUGUUAGACGAGAAGAUGAAUCCGCGUAUAUCAGAUUUUGGCAUGGCAAGAUUGUUUACAGUGGAUAAAAGUCUAGAAAUUACAAAGAAGAUUGCGGGUACAUAG
Molecule: messenger RNA, 1587 nt
Organism: Impatiens glandulifera
Lineage: Eukaryota; Viridiplantae; Streptophyta; Magnoliopsida; Ericales; Balsaminaceae
Product: cysteine-rich receptor-like protein kinase 25
Exons: 5
Coding region: 1-1587 (528 amino acids)
Biological process (GO): protein phosphorylation
Molecular function (GO): protein kinase activity; ATP binding
Source: RefSeq, a predicted model, not a curated record